Messenger RNA from Caretta caretta (loggerhead turtle), 6077 nucleotides. RefSeq names its product histone deacetylase 7 (gene HDAC7). Gene Ontology annotation, biological process: negative regulation of transcription by RNA polymerase II. Lineage: Eukaryota; Metazoa; Chordata; Testudines; Cheloniidae. The record is from RefSeq and is a predicted model, not a curated record. Gene Ontology annotation, molecular function: histone deacetylase activity.
GAGCCCGGCUCCUGCGCUCAGGCUGUUUCGGGGCGAGCCCCUCCCGGAGCUGUCUCUGCGCCUGGCACGGGCUGGGGAGGCCGCCGCAGGUGUAUCGGCCACGGAAAGCCCGGAGCGGAGCGGAGCCGGGGCGCGGGGCUCGGAGCGCACGGGGAUGGGCGGCGCUCAGCUUCUCGCUGGUUCCUGAGCGCUGCCGCGGGCCGCCUGAGCGGCGGGGCUGAGAUCAUGGCACCGAGGGAAGCCCCUUCGCCCUGCCCCUCCUCCAGCUGAAGGAGCAGCCGGCAGGAAGCAGCUGCCUGGAUGCGAGAGCGGCCGAGCCCGGCUCUGACGCCCACUGCCUUGGCUGGAGAUGGCUGAGUUGCCCCUCUGCCCCCGCUGACCCCCGGCCUGGGCUCCGGCAGCAGGCUCCAUGCCAGGGCUACAUCAGAUGCUCAACACCAUUUACGAGUCGGAUUCUGUUUUCUCCCCAGAUGGAAUUAAAGGAGGAGAAGCGAGUGUGAGCUUGGCCCAAGGAAGCGGCGCCUCCAGCCAGACUGCUGUGAACCUGUGCGUCUCCCUGCGGGUGCCUCAGGCUGUCCCCAUGGACCUGCGGAUCGGACAGCGCUUUGUCAAGCCCGGCUCCGACACCGCCCUGCUGGCUCUCAAGCAGACCCAGCAGCUGCAGCACCAGCUCUUCUUGGCCAGCCUGCACCAGCAGCAGAUGGAGCAGUUCACCCACCAGCACGUGCGGGUGAACAUGGACUCCCCGCAGCGUGAGGCAGAGGCUGGGCAGCAGGACCAGGAGCUGCGGCUACUCCUCAAUAAGGACAAGAGCAAACGAAGUGCUGUGGCGAGUACAGUGGUGAAACAGAAGCUGGCCGAAGUCAUCCUGAAGAAACAACAGGCAGCUUUGGAAAGGACCAGCAACCCCAGUGGCCCCACCAUGCCCUACAGAUCACUGGAGCCCCUGGAUACUGAAGGCCCUGCCCCUCCUGUGCUCAGCCCCUUCCUGCCACAAGUCCCCAACAGUUCCAUAGACCCUCCGGAGCACUUUCCUCUGCGGAAAACAGCAUCUGAGCCCAACCUGAAGGUGCGAUACAAGCCCAAGAAGUCGGUGGACCGGCGUAAGAACCCACUGACCCGCAAGGAGAGUGCACCCCCUUCCCUGAAGAGGAGGCCAGCAGAGGCCAUUGACUCGUCCCCCAGCAGUAGCAGCACCCCUGUGUCUGGCUGCAGCUCCCCCAACGACAGCCUCCCAGCGGAACAUGGAGUCCCCCCCGCUGGGCCCAGCAUGGCCCACGAGGGCGACGCAGACCGCCGCUCCCUCUCUGGCUUGGCACACCGGGUGCCAGUGCUGAAUGGGCCUGUCCUCUCGGGCACCCACUCAUCCAUGUUCAUACCAGCUGGCUUGGAGCAGCAUGAGCCUGGAGGGCCUCUGUCCCCUCGGCUUCAGCCUGUCAUUAUUCUUGAGUCCUCGGUCACCCACGCACCACUUGUGGCAAUGCCAGGCCUGGGGACGGUCCCGUUCCACUUCGCCCACUCACUCAUCCCCACCGACCGGCUGUCGCUGGCAGGCCACCACAAACCACUGGGGCGGACCCGCUCUGAGCCCCUGCCCCCCAACCCCAAGGCCAUCCAGCAGCAGCUGGCGUACCAGCAGCACCAUGCCCAAUUCCUGGAGAGACUCAAGCAGCAGACACACUUGGGAAAGCUCAUGACCAAGUCCAGUGAGAAGUCUCGUCUGCGGCAGAUCCCCUCCUCGGAGGACAUGGAGGCCAAGGAGGGGCUCCCAGAGGGAGUGAGUGAGCGCGGUGACCAGCCUAGGGGCCGAGUGGAGCUCACGCGGCCAGGGGUCAGCACAAAGGAGCCUGAACGGAGCCCAAAGCUGAUGCAGCCACAGGAGGAGCUCGUCUUGCAGCAGCAGGCCUACCUGUGGGAGCAUCACCAGCGCCUGCAGCACUCGCUCCUCAAGCGGCAGCCACCAGCCGACUCCCUGAUGGUCCCUGUCACACAUGGAGGGCACCGACCUCUCUCCAGGGCCCAGUCAUCUCCUGCCACUGCUACCAUCGCCCUUCCUGCCCAGGACGCACCCACCAAGACACUCUCCCUGCCGGUGCAAGAGCCACCAAUCAAACCGCACUUCACAACAGGGCUCGUGUAUGACUCCGUGAUGCUCAAACACCAGUGCUCCUGCGGGGACAACAGCAACCAUCCCGAGCAUGCUGGGAGAAUUCAGAGUAUCUGGUCCCGCCUGCAGGAGCGGGGUCUGCGCAGCCAGUGCGAGUGUCUGCGGGGGCGCAAGGCAACCCUGGAGGAGCUGCAGUCAGUGCACACUGAGCGCCACGUCUUCCUCUAUGGCACCAACCCCCUCAAUCGCCUCAAACUGGACAACGGGAAACUGGCAGGGAUCCUGUCGCAGAGGAUGUUCGUCAUGCUGCCCUGUGGGGGGGUGGGGGUGGAUAGCGACACUAUCUGGAACGAGCUGCACUCCUCCAAUGCCGCCCGCUGGGCCGCUGGUAGCGUCACUGACCUGGCCUUCAAAGUGGCCACGAGGGAGCUCAAGAACGGUUUUGCUGUGGUGCGACCCCCAGGACACCAUGCGGACCCUUCCACAGCCAUGGGUUUCUGCUUUUUCAACUCAGUGGCAAUCGCUGCUAAGCAGCUGCAGCAGAAGGGGAAGCUGAGCAAGAUCCUCAUUGUGGACUGGGAUGUUCACCAUGGAAACGGCACCCAGCAAGUGUUCUACAAAGACCCAGACAUUCUCUACAUUUCAUUACAUCGCCAUGAUGACGGCAACUUCUUCCCUGGCAGUGGGGCAGCCGAUGAGGUUGGCUCUGGCGCUGGCGAGGGAUUUAAUAUCAAUGUGGCUUGGACUGGUGGGCUCGACCCACCCAUGGGGGAUCCAGAGUAUUUGGCAGCUUUCAGAACUGUUGUGAUGCCGAUCGCCCAUGAGUUCUCCCCAGACGUCGUGCUGGUGUCUGCGGGGUUUGACGCAGCCGACGGCCACCCACCGCCGCUGGGAGGCUACAAAGUCUCUGCCAAAUGCUUCGGCUACCUGACCCGACAGCUGAUGAGUCUGGCAGGAGGAGCCAUCGUCCUCGCCCUGGAAGGGGGCCAUGACCUCACAGCCAUCUGCGAUGCCUCGGAGGCCUGUGUGUCUGCCCUGCUGGGCAAUGAGCUGGAUCCCCUCCCUGAGGAGAGCAUGAGGCAGAAGCCGAACCCCAAUGCCGUGCGCUCCUUGGAAGCAGUGAUCCGGGUCCAGAGUAAAUACUGGGGCGCUGUGCAGCGCUUUGCCUCCAAGGUGAGCUGCUCGUUCCUGGAGGCGCAGCACCAUGACCCAGAGGAGGUGGAGACGGUGACGGCCUUGGCCUCCUUGUCGGUGGCAGUGAUGGUGGAGAAGAGGCCACAGGAUGAGCCGAUGGAGGAAGAGGAACCCAUGAAUCAGUGAUGAGUGGUGCUGGUUUCUGAGUCGCCAGUGGCAGGAAGGAGUCUGGACUCUCCCUAGCCAGUGACUUGCUCUCUUGGCUCCCUGUUUGCCACAUUGUCCUCUCUCCCCAAGUCACCCCUGGAACGGACUGGCCCUCCAGCUGCGGCAUCUGCAGGUCACCCGCAAAGGAGCCCACUGCUGUCUGGGAAUCACCUUCCUGCUUGGGAUCAGCUGAGGACCAGAAACUCCCUCUCCAAGGAUCUACCCUGCAGUGCUUGGCAAAGUGCCUUACACCUGCUCUCCCCUCAGGGCCUUCCAGGGGUGUAAAGGGCCAACGGGGUGUGAGAAGGCCUCUGCCCUGCCCGCUUGGUGGAGAGCUGCUUUUCUCCAAGGGCUCAUCCUGGUGGCAGUGGGGAACGGGACAGGUGUUGGGAUGGACAGCGGUGGCUGACGUGCAGUUCAGACCCAACCUCAGGAUUGUGCCCCUUCUCCAGACAGCCAAAGGUUCCUACAGGGACCCCCCGCACUGCAUGCUCCUGGGAGGGGGGAUGGAACAUUCUUUGUACCUUUGUCUGGGAGCGAUCAGAGCCUCCUGCCAGGCAUGAGGUGGGAGUUAGGGGUCACGAUGACUUGGGGCUUGAGCCCGUUGUGAAUGAAAAGAGGUUAGAGGAUGGUUGACGACAUGCAAAUCACAGGGAAGCCCUGGACUCCAGUGUCCCAUGUGCCCAGAACUGCAAGCCUGGGACCUGGUCACCUUAACCACUAACCAGAGCGUGAGGCUUUGGGGACGGGGCCUCUCUGAUUUGCACUAUCUGCAGAUUACACAUGUCCUAAUGUGCACCUGACAUACCCUUCUUUCUAUGGGACUUUGGGGAACAAACUCCUCUGCAGAUGGACGUUCACAAGGUGAUCUGAGUCCUGGAACAACCAGCUAGGCCAGUGACCUGAGGAUCCAUGUCUAACGGGGCCCUUUGUCCUGCUCCAGGAGGGGGGGCUUCUUCCAGAGUAGCCAUUGAGGGCUUUCCCAGUGUCCUUCAGACAGCCCUCACGAGGGAGCCUGCCUUUGCCCCCAGCCCAGCUGCCGAGGAGAACCAGGGCAUCUCUGGGCUAACAUGGGCUCCGCUCACCACAGGGCUGAGCGCUGCUUAGUGCUUAGCUGGCCCAGGGUGCACACGUCAGAAACACGCCAGAGAGCCCCCAGGAUUCAGCUAGGGCCUCUCUGGAGUGAGCAGAAACCCCAGCCCAGUUCCUGCUCCCCUAGAAGUCGCAAGUGCUGUGCAGACCCUGCCCGAGCUCAGGACCCCAUCAUCCAAGGUUCUGCACAGACACCCCUCCACCCCCCGACAUCGAGGCCCUGUAAGCCUGAUGCUGCACAGACCCCAGCCAAGAUCAGGGCCCAGUCAUGCUAGCUGCUGCACAGACCCCAGCCAAGAUCAAGGUCCUAUCAAGCCAGGUGCUGCGCAGACCCCAGCUGAGACUGGGGCCCUGUCAAGCCAGCACUACACAGGCACACAGUGACUGACCGUUCCUUUCCUCAACUUCGGUGGGACUAGGAUCUGGGCUGAUCUUGCAAAGAGUUUCCCCCUCCCUGGGUAGACCACAUGGGUUCACACACACGCCCCUGUAGCCUUGGCUCCUUCCACCCACACAGCUGGAGGAGACCAAUGGUUCUGCACCCCAGAAAUGGCACUGGAGAGCCUGUGUCCUCCAGAAUUGGCAGCUUUUACAGCCCCCACCUGACCCUGGCUUCACUGUUUGUAUCAUCCCACAGCGACACGGAAGAGCUAAAAACAGCCCCCUCACCGUUAAACAGAUUUUGCAGAGGAACAGAGUUGGGCCAGCUGGCAGCAGGUUCCUGGGAGAAGAGCAGGCCCCCCCAAAACACCAGCUUCAGCUUGCGCUGCAAGCCCACACCUGGGUUAAUCUCACUCCAGCUGACUCCUCGUGUCCAGUCUUCUAGUGUAAUGGGAGCAAGCCCUCACCAUUUCUUUAGAGAGGGGCCUGGCUCAGAAACUGAUGUGACAUGCAGCAAUGGGAGCAGUUGGGACCAUUAUCUGGGGCCUGUGUGAUGGCCACAAGCACUUGCUGGGGGGCGCGCCCCUUGGCUGAACUGAGUGUCUCCUUGGGUCCAUGCCAAUGUCCAAAACAGAAGCAGACAGGAAGUGUGGGGACAUGCAUUUCAGUGAGACCAGUGGGGCAGACCGCAGGGCCUGGGAUACCUGGCCAGGCUCUGGAGGUGUGGAGUAGGCACGCAGGGCUGGGUGUCUGGCGAGGCGCUGUCUGCAGGGAGAGGGGCAAGUCUGUUUGUAAAAAUAUAAAAAAGAGGAAAAAAGACCUUGGAAGAAUAAAUGUUUCUUUGCCUUUGAACUGCACAAGCUGUGUGCGGGGAUAUGGCUGCAUCGUCGACCUGGGGCUCAGUCACACAGGACACAGCUCAGACUGCGCCAUGGCCUGCACCAUCCACGUGCUCCCCUGGAUGUGGCUUCCCCGCCAGAGCCUGAUGAACGUGUUCCCCCCAGAGCCCAGCGCUCGUGUGGUCUGUUGUCCCCUCCCCAGUGCUCCAUUGAUACAUUCCCCCUAGAGCCUAAUGGCCCUGUGGGUCUGUUGUCCCCUCCAGAGGCCAAUGCCCUGUGGGUGUGUUUCCCCCCCAGAGACUGGCUGCCUUCUGGAA